GAUUACAAGAAAAUCAUGACAUGUGGUGGUGAAUAAAAAAAUUACUUAAAGAGAUAAGGUUAGUAACGAAACCAGGUCAUGCAAUUCAUGCUAAUUGGGUAAAUAUAUUUUUUCCCUUUUUUACCAUUAAUUGUCAAUUAAUACACAUGAAACAAAAUUCAUUUUUUCCUCUCCCACAUGACCGUCCAUUUUUAGACCACAUAACUCUUAAAAUUACAGAAUUACCACCCACAUUUUGUAGUACUAUAAAUAGGUGCAAACACUUGCUCUUUCACUCAUCAUCCUUAGUCUUCACUCACUUCCAAUCUUCAAAAUGGGAGCUCGAAUGAUUUUCAGAAACUAUCCUUCUUACAAUGAGUCCGACGUCGAGCCAUUCGAUUUCAGUAUCAGCAAAGAAUUGCUUCUACACCGAAGCGAUGUCCUAGUGGGAGAGAUGAUUGGAGAAGGAGCCUACUCCAUCGUCUACAAAGGAUUGCUAAGAAACCGAUUUCCCGUGGCGGUGAAGAUAAUGGAGCCGAGUAAUUCUUCUGUAAACAAAGCGCGCGAAAAAAUGUUUCAAAAGGAAGUUCUAUUACUAUCCAAGAUGAAACAUGACAACAUCGUGAAGUUUGUUGGAGCUUGCAUAGAGCCAGAAUUGAUGAUAGUGACCGAACUCGUUGAAGGCGGCAAUCUUCAGAGGUUCAUGACAAACUCUCGUCGGGAUCCUCUUGAUCUAAACAUGGCACUAAGCUUUGCUUUGGAUAUUUCUCGAGCCAUGGAGUUUGUGCACUCAAAUGGCAUCAUUCACCGUGAUUUAAAUCCAAGGAAUUUGUUGGUGACCGGUGAUCUGAAACAUGUAAAACUGGCUGACUUUGGAAUUGCAAGAGAGGAGACUAGAGGUGGCAUGACCUCCGAGGUUGGGACGUAUAGGUGGAUGGCUCCUGAGGUAUGUAGCCGUGAGCCGCUGAGAGUUGGGGAGAAGAAGGAAUAUGACCAUAAGGCGGACGUAUACAGCUUUGCCAUAGUAUUAUGGGAGCUGGUUACAAACAAAGAACCAUUCGCUAGCGUGAUUAGUAGCCUCGUUGUUCCCUAUCUUGUUAGCAAGGGUCGGAGGCCAAGUCUGGAGAAUAUUCCGGAUGAGAUUGUGCCUAUCAUUGGAUCUUGUUGGGCACAAGACCCGGAUGCGCGUCCGGAGUUUAAAGAGAUUUCGGUUUUACUGACAAACUUGCUAAGAAGUCUGAGCUCAAACAGUAGUAUUGACACAACACUACCGGAUGAGGAGCCUUAUGACGAUGAGAUGGAGGAUUCGGAGACCCGUCCUCUGCUUCAAGAGUACCGUUGCAAGGUGAAGAAACCUAAGGAGAAGAAGAAGAAGAAGAAAGUGAUGAAGAUGAGACUUCCUUUCUCUAAGAAGUUCAAGGCUUGGUUGUACAAGCCAUGAUCAUUUUUUUGUGUUUUCCAUAAAAAAAAAAGGGAAAAGUUGGUGGAUUGAAGGAAAGGACAAGACUGAAGAUUCUGUUAGUGAAUUUGUUCUUUUUUUCUUCUUUGUGUUAUAAUUAUUGUUAUUUCUUUUCUUUUGUUGUUGUUGUUGUAAGGAAAUUUUUCCUAAAGCAAUGAAUUCCCGUUCUUCUUUUCAUGGACAUUUCAACUAUUUAUUUUUACAGAAAAUAUAUCCUUGUGGCAACUAUAUAUGUACUGACGAAAUCUCAAGUUCGUUUUGGUAAAUGUAACAUUUUUUAUUAGAAAUGAUAAUCAUAGUAAAUAACAAUAGAUUGUUGAGGGUAGCUAGUGCAUUUGUCUACAAAUGAUUGACUAAUUCAUUUCUCCCUCCUUCUCUCUUGCUAAGAUUUUAUUUAUAUUGAUAAAGUUAAAUGCGUUUAUGUAAUAAUCUGUAGCUUUGAUGUGUCUACAAUAUUAGAUGGAUAAUAAAUAUUGAGUAUAUAUUAGAUGCCGGGACCGGAUUUAGGUUGAGUUUUUGGUUUUAGAAUAUGUUAGAUAUAAUACAGAAUGCGGUUUUAUUUGUUACUUUUAGUUAUGAAGAA
Messenger RNA from Arabidopsis lyrata subsp. lyrata, 2021 nucleotides. RefSeq names its product serine/threonine-protein kinase STY17. The transcript has 6 exons. The record is from RefSeq and is a predicted model, not a curated record. Gene Ontology annotation, molecular function: ATP binding; protein kinase activity. Lineage: Eukaryota; Viridiplantae; Streptophyta; Magnoliopsida; Brassicales; Brassicaceae. Bases 314 to 1420 code for a protein of 368 amino acids. Gene Ontology annotation, biological process: protein phosphorylation.